GUCUUUCCUCACAUGGCAGCGUUGCACAUAGUAAGCUGAAGAAGUGUUGCUAUCCACAGAGAUUAAAGAGAGAGAAGAAGAAGAAGAAGAAGAAGAAGAAGAAGAAGAAAUAGAGAGAGAAUCGAUAUAUAAGCUGGCGACUUUUAGCCCGAGGCGAGCAAUGGCGGAGUUGCGGCACUCGAGCUCUCUCGGGGGCCGAUCUUCUUCCUCUCCGCUACGUGGCGGCGGUGGCGGAGAUGAGGACUCGUCUUCGCCUCACGUAUACGAUCACUCUCCCAACGGCGGAGACGACGAAGAUGGACGCCCACGUCAUCCCUCGAGAGAUCGAGACCGUCCGAUCUGGUCAGUCCCUGGGUUUCACUCUUUGUUUCCUUUCCUCGGCGACGAUCCUAGGGUUUCUCCUCAGAAGAAUAAAAUAUCGCUUCUCUUGAUAUUGAUUCUCGCCGUCGCAAGCUUGAUCUCCGUUUACGGGAUUAUUAAUCACUUGAAUGCACCAUAUUUAUGUAAAAAGGAUGGAAUUGUGCUUAACUGCCCUCAUGUAAAAGAAUCACCUUCUCCUUGGGAGAAUCCUUUGUCUGCAACGACUUCUUGGAAACCUUGCGCUGAGCGGCGGAUUGGUGGAGUCUCAGAUCUUCUUCCUGAGAACGAAACAAAUGGCUAUGUUUUCAUUCAUGCUGAGGGUGGUUUGAAUCAGCAGCGAAUUGCUAUCUGUAAUGCAGUAGCUGUUGCCAAGAUUAUGAAUGCAACUCUGAUUCUACCAGUACUGAAGCAGGACCAAAUUUGGAAAGAUCAAACAAAAUUUGAAGAUAUUUUUGAUGUAGACCAUUUCAUUGAUUACUUGAAAGAUGAUGUCCGAAUUGUUCGAGAUAUACCUGACUGGUUCACUGACAAAGCAGAGUUAUUCUCUAGUAUAAGAAGAACAGUCAAAAACAUUCCAAAAUAUGCAGCAGCCCAGUUCUAUAUAGAUAAUGUUUUGCCUCGGAUAAAGGAGAAAAAGAUAAUGGCCUUGAAGCCUUUUGUCGAUCGACUCGGGUACGACAAUGUACCUCAAGAAAUCAACAGAUUACGAUGCCGUGUAAAUUAUCAUGCUCUCAAAUUUCUCCCAGAGAUAGAACAGAUGGCUGAUUCACUUGUUGCUAGAAUGAGAAAUCGCACUGGAAAUCCGAAUCCGUAUAUGGCUCUUCAUCUUAGAUUCGAGAAAGGAAUGGUUGGUUUAUCUUUCUGUGAUUUCGUGGGGACAAGGGAAGAAAAAGCUAGAAUGGCAGAAUACAGACAAAAGGAAUGGCCUCGACGUUUCAAGAAUGGUUCCCAUCUCUGGCAGCUCGCUUUGCAGAAGCGCAAAGAAGGUCGAUGCCCUCUUGAGCCAGGAGAAGUUGCUGUGAUCCUACGCGCAAUGGGAUAUCCAAAAGAAACACAAAUCUAUGUAGCAUCUGGUCAAGUCUAUGGCGGCCAAAACCGUAUGGCUCCACUAAGAAACAUGUUUCCAAAUUUGGUAACAAAGGAGGAUUUAGCAGGCAAGGAGGAACUAGCAAGCUUUAGAAAGCACGUAACAAGCCUCGCGGCUCUAGAUUUCUUGGUCUGUUUGAAGUCAGAUGUGUUUGUAAUGACACACGGUGGAAACUUUGCAAAAUUGAUCAUUGGAGCACGGAGAUAUAUGGGUCAUCGCCAGAAAUCAAUCAAACCGGAUAAAGGGUUAAUGUCGAAAUCAUUUGGGGAUCCUUACAUGGGAUGGGCAACUUUUGUGGAAGAUGUAGUUGUAACUCAUCAAACACGGACCGGUUUGCCUGAAGAAACUUUCCCUAACUACGAUCUUUGGGAAAAUCCUCUCACUCCGUGCAUGUGUAAAGCUUGAUGAUGCUUUUGUCUUGCAUUGUGAGCCGAUUGGCCUAGAAAGAGAGGAGAUGAGUUUGGUCUAGAUUUGUCUGAGGAGCAACAGACUAUAGAGAUAUGGUAGUUUAUUUUCAUCCUUAUUCCUUAUUUUUAACCCUUCAAAGCCUUCACAUACUCUUUGUAAUCAUUUUGAUAUUAUGUAAAGUUCUAGUGAAGAAAACAAAAGUUUACAUAGAUACUUUGAGCGGUCUCCUGGAGAAAACAUUCC
Eutrema salsugineum is the source of this 2098-nucleotide messenger RNA. RefSeq names its product protein PECTIC ARABINOGALACTAN SYNTHESIS-RELATED. NCBI's taxonomy places the organism in Eukaryota, Viridiplantae, Streptophyta, Magnoliopsida, Brassicales, Brassicaceae. The transcript has 11 exons. Bases 161 to 1852 code for a protein of 563 amino acids. The record is from RefSeq and is a predicted model, not a curated record.